This is a messenger RNA of Lachancea meyersii CBS 8951, 948 nucleotides long. Lineage: Eukaryota; Fungi; Ascomycota; Saccharomycetes; Saccharomycetales; Saccharomycetaceae. The record is from the annotation of a GenBank genome assembly.
AUGGACUCUGAACCUAAUCAAACUAGCUGGACUAGAGAAGCUGACAAGCUUCUGAAGUUUCGGGACCAGAAAGUUAGCGAGCUCGAUGAAGAAGAUCUAACAUUGAAGCGACUAAUCAUAGAACGAAGAAUUAGGAAAGCUGCUAAGGAACAUAUACAGGAUGAAACCGCUUUCCAUCGCGGUAGAAUUGACUUGGUAAGUGCUGGUUAUUUGACGGCGAUGUGUAUGGACUAUGGGGAGCUAAAAACUGCUGGAGUUGCAUACAAAGCUGAAAGCGAGACAACGAAUCAAGUGGUGGUUGAUGCUGAGCAUAUAUCAGACGGGGACAAGUACGAUAGUCCUGAACGCCAGGACGCUACGAUGGAACUAUUGGUUUCUAAAGAGCUGAAUAAUGAUAGAGGCAGCAAUGCAGUAUACCAUGUCUCGAAAGAACAGAGGCUUCUGGCAAGUGCUCGCAAGAACGCAGAGUUGGUCAAGUCCAUGCUAAACGAAAGCUGCAUUGAGAGCUCUCGACAAGACCUUAUCCAAGAUCCAGAGGAGAAGGGAACCACGAAUGCAAGCUAUGCUUCACCUGACAGCCUGUCACACAAGAAAUACAAUAAUAAUGCAAAUCAAGCUUCACACAAUGAUCUGAAUGCAACACAUUCGUCAACUGCAUCAGCUUCAACGGAGCCUUACAACCACUAUGACAACUUGAUAUUGAACAAUAAUGAUGUGAUGAAGCCCUAUCAACCUUUGCUGCCUUUUGACCUUGCACACUCAAAUCCAGCUAUUCUGCACAGCACUCUACCUAUCAAGACAUCUACUGGUGGUAUCAAGAAGACUAGGUCAGGCACGCUGUCACCACGAACUUCACAACCCAAUCCUCCUCCGCAGAGAGGAAGCAGAUCCAAAACACCUAAAGCUUUGCGUAAAAUGGAGGACGUGGCUCGUAAGCACAGCCUUUAA